Messenger RNA from Saccoglossus kowalevskii, 662 nucleotides. Its product is annotated as oxidized purine nucleoside triphosphate hydrolase-like. Gene Ontology annotation, biological process: DNA protection. Gene Ontology annotation, cellular component: cytoplasm. NCBI's taxonomy places the organism in Eukaryota, Metazoa, Hemichordata, Enteropneusta, Harrimaniidae. Gene Ontology annotation, molecular function: 8-oxo-7,8-dihydroguanosine triphosphate pyrophosphatase activity. The record is from RefSeq and is a predicted model, not a curated record.
AUGUCUAACAGUUUCACCAAGAAAGUACUCACAUUGGUGUUCAUACAACAACAAACUAAGAUUUUGCUGGGUUUGAAAAAGAGAGGUUUUGGUCGAGGAAAAUGGAAUGGUUUUGGUGGAAAAGUGGAACCCGGUGAAAGCAUCAAACAAGCCGCGCACAGAGAGCUUAACGAGGAAUGUAGUAUAACAAGUGAAAAUCUUGAACGGAUUGGUCUGAUUGAUUUUGAAUUUGAAGAUGAUCCGCAAGUGUUGGAGGUUCAUGUUUAUAAAUCAAACUCGUACAAGGGUCAAGUGAUAGAAUCAGAAGAAAUGCAGCCUCAAUGGUUUGAAGUCGAUUCACUACCCUUCAACCAAAUGUGGUUAGAUGACGAGCACUGGUUUCCAUACAUGCUUCGCGGAGUCAAUUUUUACGGCUAUUUCCUCUAUAAGGGACAUAAUACUAUACUAAGUCAUAGAGUGGAACAAGUCGAUACAAUAACAAGUUAUUUUCAACAGUUCAGAAGUAGUUGAGAUCAGUAAACAAGAGUUAAAAAGUAAACUGUAUUUUAAAUGGAAAUGUUUUAUUGAUGCAGCAUUGCUGCUUUGUGUUGUUCAUUGUUUUUUUCCAUUCAGUUUAAAACUGAAUUAUUGUAGUUCAUGUUCCAAUAAAAUUUGAUUUAUUU